Messenger RNA from Diaporthe citri, 519 nucleotides. RefSeq lists its product as uncharacterized. The coding region runs from base 1 to 519 and encodes 172 amino acids. NCBI's taxonomy places the organism in Eukaryota, Fungi, Ascomycota, Sordariomycetes, Diaporthales, Diaporthaceae. The record is from RefSeq and is a predicted model, not a curated record. Gene Ontology annotation, molecular function: glutathione peroxidase activity; glutathione transferase activity. The transcript has 5 exons. Gene Ontology annotation, cellular component: membrane; nuclear envelope; endoplasmic reticulum.
AUGGUUGUGCUUGAGAUCUCCAACAACUACGGAUACGUCCUCCUCGCCGCGGCGUCGACCGUGUUCGUCAACAUCUGGCAUGGCUCCCAAACCGUGAAGGCCAGGAAGGCUAGUGGCAUCGGCUACCCUAACACGUACGCGACGGACGAGCAGGCGAAGGCGAGCCCCGCUGCGUUCCAGCUAAACUGCGGCAAGUCAUGCCCUCUUCUGUGUACCCACCACAACUGGAGAAUAUGGAAGACUGACAGUGUUCGCAUGAUAGCCCAGCGUGCUCAUGCCAACUUCACCGAGAACCUGACGCCCUUCAUGGCCACGCUGCUGAUCGCGGGUACAAGAUACCCUCUGCAGGCCGCCGUGCUGGGGGCGGGGUGGCUGGUCUCCCGAAUCGUGUACACUGCCGGCUACACGUCUAACGGGCCCAAGGGGAGGGUGGCGGGCUCCGCCGGCCACUACUUGUUUGGCGUGAGCCUGGCGCUUACCGCUUGCUACACGAGCGUGCAAAUGGUACGGGGGGCCUAA